Molecule: messenger RNA, 1556 nt
Organism: Myotis myotis
Lineage: Eukaryota; Metazoa; Chordata; Mammalia; Chiroptera; Vespertilionidae
Gene: DPH1
Product: diphthamide biosynthesis 1
Exons: 13
Coding region: 77-1405 (442 amino acids)
Biological process (GO): protein histidyl modification to diphthamide
Molecular function (GO): 2-(3-amino-3-carboxypropyl)histidine synthase activity
Source: RefSeq, a predicted model, not a curated record
GCGAGCGAUCGCCCCGCCUGCGCGCUCCGCGUUCCUCUAGUGCUGCCUUUUCGGUGCCCACGUGGGCGGGCCGGCGAUGGCGGCGCUGGUGGCCUCCGAGGCGGCGGGGCCGGGCGGCCGGAGCGGCCCCGGCAGAGGUCGAGUCCCUCGGGGCCGCUUGGCCAAUCAGAUACCCCCUGAGAUCCUGAACAACCCCCAGCUGCAGGCAGCUAUUCAAGUCCUGCCUUCCAACUAUAACUUUGAGAUCCCCAAGACCAUCUGGAGGGUCCAGCAGGCCCAGGCCAAGAAGGUGGCCCUGCAAAUGCCGGAAGGCCUUCUCCUGUUCGCCUGCACCAUUGUGGAUAUCUUGGAAAGGUUCACAGAGGCCGAAGUGAUGGUGAUGGGUGAUGUGACCUACGGGGCUUGCUGUGUGGAUGACUUUACUGCAAGGGCCCUGGGAGCUGACUUCCUGGUGCACUAUGGCCACAGCUGCCUGGUUCCCAUGGACACCUCUGCCCAAGACUUCCGGGUGUUGUAUGUCUUUGUGGACAUCCGGAUAGACACUACCCACCUACUGGACUCCAUCCGCCUCACCUUUCCCCCAGCCAGUGCCCUGGCCCUGGUUAGCACCAUACAGUUUGUGUCAACCUUGCAGGCAGUUGCCCAGGAGCUGAAGGCUGAGUAUCGCAUGAGUGUCCCACAGUGUAAGCCCCUGUCCCCUGGGGAGAUUCUGGGCUGCACAUCACCCUACCUGCCCAAAGAGGUGGAGGCUGUUAUAUAUCUUGGAGAUGGCCGCUUCCAUCUGGAGUCUGUCAUGAUUGCCAACCCCGAUGUCCCUGCUUACCGCUUCUUUUCCAGAUAUGAUCCAUACAGCAAAGUCCUAUCCAGAGAGCACUAUGACCAUCAGCGAAUGCAGACUAACCGCCAAGAAGCCAUAGCCACUGCCCGCUCAGCUAAAUCCUGGGGCCUUAUCCUGGGCACCUUGGGCCGUCAGGGCAGCCCCAAGAUUCUGGAGCACCUGGAAUCCAGGCUGCAAGCCCUGGGACUUCCCUUCGUGAGGCUGCUGCUCUCCGAGAUCUUCCCCAGCAAGCUCAGUCUGCUUCCGCAGGUGGACGUGUGGGUACAGGUGGCAUGCCCACGCCUCUCCAUUGACUGGGGCACAGCCUUCCCCAAGCCGCUGCUGACACCGUAUGAGGCGGCGGUGGCCCUGCGGGACAUUUCCUGGCAGCAGCCCUACCCCAUGGACUUUUAUGCUGGCAGCUCCUUGGGGCCGUGGACGGUGAACCACGGACGAGACCGGCCCUCCCAGGCACCCCGCGGGCCUGCGCUGGGGAAGAUGCAGGAGGGAUCCGCGCGCCUUUCUCCAGCCGUGACUUGCGAGGGUUGCAGCUGCAGAGACGAGGAAGUGGUGCCACUCGCUCCGUGAGACGCUCCUGAGUCUCAGGAGAGUAUGCAACUGGCUAGCCGAUUCACUGGAUCCAUCACUCUCACCCACUCUGGUGGCCACUUCAUUCCAGCAGCUGCAUCACAGCGCCAGGCCUACCUCAAGUUCUUGGACCAGUUUGCAGAGUGAGAGA